CUGCUGAUGUCAUUUGUUUUGCUCUGCACCGGAAGCGCUGCUGUGACAUCACGGGGAAACUCAGCUGGGCGAUGAGAAAACAAACAUACUAAAACAUCUCGCAUCCACACGGUCGCCGUCCUUAUCGCACGAGUGCCCGUUGUCGUCCGACGGCACCGGGUCAUUUCCGGUAAGCGCGGGAGUAUCACGCAGCCUCGUGCACAAACUCACAACAUCUACUGUAACCUACUACAGGACGCUGUUUCCUGUAAAUCAAGAAGCGUGGAGCUCCCCACAAAAAUGUGAGCAGGUCCACUAUCUGUUUGCAUUUUGAACUCAAGAUGGCUGAUGAUCUGGUCCCCUGCGCGGCUGGAGCCGUCCACUCCGCUCAGCCCUGCGCCAAGCAGAAAUACCGCAGCAAUGCCCACUCGCAGGGGCUGUUAGACGGGCUCCUGAUGCUGAGACAAGGAGGGAUUCUGUUUGAUGUGGUGCUCCUGGUAGAAGGAAAGGCCAUUCAGGCUCACCGCAUUCUCCUGGCGGCGUCAUGUGACUACUUCAGGGGUAUGUUUGCCGGCGGUUUGCGGGAGAUGCAGCAAACCGAGAUCCCCGUCCACGGAGUCACAUACACGGCGAUGACCAAACUGCUGGACUUCAUCUACACCUCAGAGCUGGAGCUGGACCUGGACACGGUGCAGGAAGUGCUGUGCGCGGCCACUCUGCUGCAGGUCCAGGAUGUGAUCGGCUUCUGCUGCGACUUCCUGUUCUCCUGGCUGGAUGACGACAACAUCCUGGAGGUGGAAAAGCUAGCCGACAUCUACGGCCUCAACCAGCUCGGGGAAAAAAUCCGCUCGUAUCUGCUCAAGAACAUCCAGACCUUCUCGCGUACGCCGGUGUAUCGAAAGCUUCCUCCGGAAAAGAUCCUGAGUGUCCUUUCCAGCAACGAUCUGGAGGUGAACUCCGAGAACGAGGUGUUCGAAGCAGCCCUGCACUACCAUUACACUCCUGAACAGGUGGAGAAGGACGAUGUGUGCUUACAGGAUCCGUUGCGGAUGCUGGAGGCGGUGCGGUUCUGUCUGAUGGAGAAGCAGGUGUUGCAGCGCUUGCACAGCCGGUUAAAGCAGUGUCCCCUGCGGGACUCGGUGGCCGUGGCUCUGCGCUAUCACAGUCAGGAGCUGUGGCAGCCGGUGAUGCAGACCCCGCUCACUCAGCCCCGCUGCAGCUCCCAGUGCAUUGUGGGGUUCGGCGGCAUGUACUCCUCCAGCGCUCUGGUGGACAAUGAAGAGCGCUUCCAGGUGUUCCACCCGUCCUGGGGAGAGUGGCGCAGUCUGGCGGCAGAUCGCGCUCCUCGCAUGUCCAACAUGGGCAUCGCUGUCCUCAAUAACUUUGUGUACUUGAUCGGCGGAGACAAAAACACCAGCGGCUUCCGUGCUGAAGCUCGAUGCUGGAGGUACGAUCCCCGCCACAACACCUGGUGUACCAUCGAGCCUUUGCGGCAGCAGCACGCCGAUCAUUGCGUCUGUGUGGUCGAUAAAUACAUCUACGCCAUUGGAGGACGAGACUACACCAACGAACUGGACUGCGUGGAGCGCUACAACCCACAAAACAACACCUGGGAAUAUGUGGCGCCGCUGAAACGAGAGGUCUAUGCCCACGCCAGUGCAGAGAUUGAUGGGAAGAUCUACAUAGCAUGUGGCCGGCGGGGAAUGGCUUACCUGAAGGAGACCUACUGUUACGAUCCCAGCGGCAAUCACUGGAGCAUGUGCGCCGAGGGUCCGGUGGAGCGGGCCUGGCACGGCAUGGCGGCACUUAACGGACGAGCUUACGUCGUCGGAGGCAGCAACGAUGGUUGUGGCUAUCGGAGAGACGUCCUCAAGGUGGCGUGCUAUAACCCAAUAGCAGAUGUGUGGUCUGUGGUGAGCCAGCUGCCUGCUGGACACGGAGAGCCAGGUUUGGCCGUCCUGGAUGGGCGCAUCUACAUCCUGGGAGGAAGAUCGCACGAUAAAGGCAGUCGAAUGAAGUACGUUCACAUUUAUAACGCGGAGGAGGACCGAUGGGAGAACGGGACAGCCCUCGAGGACCGCGUAUCUGGCCUUUCAGCAUGUGUCCUGCUUCUGCCACGAGCAGCCAUGGCUCAGGCGCGCAGCUGGGAGCAAAGGGCUAAGGCGUCGUGGGAAGAGGUGGACUGGGAUGACUCGGACAACUCCAGCGAGGACUGAAAGUGUUAGCGCCGCUCAGGUGGGGCUUAAAAAAUGCAAAGUGAGGGAAUCGUACUUUAUUCAAUUUGAGCUCUUGUGCGAAAUUGCAUAAUUCUUUACUCGAUCAGGUUUUGGGAGCGUCACUUGUUGUGCCUGUCUGUAAGUAACUGAAGGUAAGUCGGAAGUGUUCUGGUUUAGAUGAUUUCCAAUUCACACUCCUUCAUGCUUGUGGGGUAAUGUUACCCACUCUUUUAGGUUGUCGUGCCAUUUUAUAUUGUUUUACAUCCAAAACUUCAUUCAGAACUUAUGAGAAACUGUUAGAGAUGCUAACACUGUACAUGCACUUUACAAUUAGAUUUGGAUUUUCUUUAUAAUGACGGUGCCUUUAUUUUACAGAUAUGUUUUGGUACGUCCAAUGCCUUUUUAUUAAUACAUUUGAAUUAAGUGCAAUAACAAUUUUCAAAAGAGUAAAGGAAAGGGUAAAAAGGAUGCUUUAGCGCAGGAGUUGGCAACCUGCACUACAUGUACUACUUUUUUUUUAUAUAUAUCUUGUGAUCAAAGCUGAAUUUUCAGCAUCAUUACUUCAUUACAUUACAUAACAUUACAAUACAUGAUUCAGAAAUCAUUCUGAUACGCUAAAUUGCUGUUC
Molecule: messenger RNA, 2823 nt
Organism: Puntigrus tetrazona (Sumatra barb)
Lineage: Eukaryota; Metazoa; Chordata; Actinopteri; Cypriniformes; Cyprinidae
Gene: klhl22
Product: kelch-like family member 22
Exons: 8
Coding region: 321-2195 (624 amino acids)
Biological process (GO): cell division; protein monoubiquitination; proteasome-mediated ubiquitin-dependent protein catabolic process
Cellular component (GO): nucleus; polar microtubule; mitotic spindle
Molecular function (GO): protein binding
Source: RefSeq, a predicted model, not a curated record